Phytophthora sojae is the source of this 1005-nucleotide messenger RNA. RefSeq lists its product as hypothetical. NCBI's taxonomy places the organism in Eukaryota, Oomycota, Peronosporomycetes, Peronosporales, Peronosporaceae. The transcript has a single exon. Gene Ontology annotation, molecular function: oxidoreductase activity. The coding region runs from base 1 to 1005 and encodes 334 amino acids. The record is from RefSeq and is a predicted model, not a curated record. Gene Ontology annotation, cellular component: mitochondrion.
AUGCCGUCCUUCAAGUCCGUCCAAGUGCACACCAAGUCCAAGGACUUCCGCGCGGCCACCAAGAUCGUGGACGUGCCGGAAGUGCCGGCACCGGCUGCCGGCAACGUCGUGGUCAAGAACCACUACUUGGGCAUCAACGCCACCGACAUCAACCUCACUGCCGGCGCCUACACCGGCACGCUGCCGCCCCCGUUCGGCUGCGGCCUGGAGGCUGCCGGCAUCGUGUCGGCCAUCGGCGAGGGCGUGACCACCGUAAAGGUGGGCGACGCCGUCGCGUACCAGAAGUUCGGCGCCUUCGCCGAGUACGUGGAGGUGCCGGCGGCCAACCUGAUCAAGACGCCGGAGCUGUCGCCGGCAGUGCUGACCAUGACGGUGGGCGGCAUCUCGGCCUCCAUCGCGCUGGAGCAGAUCGGAGAGAUGAAGUCGAACGAGACGGUGUUCGUGUCGGCGGCUGCCGGCGGCACCGGCCAGUACGUCGUGCAGCUGGCCAAGCUGGCCGGCAACCACGUCAUCGGCACGUGCAGUUCGGACGAGAAGGUGGCGCACCUCAAGAAGCUCGGCUGCGACCGCGUGAUCAACUACACCAAGGAGGACGUGGACGCCGUGCUCAAGAAGAAGUACCCCAACGGCGUGGACCUCGUGUUCGAGACUGUCGGCGGCGACAUGUUCAAGGCCGUGACCGGCAACCUGGCGGUGCACGCGCGCGUGAUCGUGUUCGGCUACAUCUCGGGCUACCACGGGGACAAGUCGGCCGAGCCCAUGCUCGUGAACCAGCUCAACCCGACGCUGCUCAUGAAGUCAGCCAGCGUGCGCGGCUUCCUGCUGCACAACCACGCCAAGUUCAUCCCGUCGCACAUCGAGCGGCUGCUCAAGCUCAUGGCCGAGGGCAAGCUCAACCCAGGCGUGGACCCGACCGAGUUCCGCGGACUCGAGAGCAUCCCAGAGGCCAUCGACUUCAUGUACGCGCGCAAGAACAUCGGCAAGCUCAUCAUCAAGCUCGAGUGA